AACCGAGCACGCUGGAAAAGUUUACAAUUAAAGUGAGUGAAAAUGAAUCAAAUCUUGUUGUUUGAACAGCAGGCGGAAGAGAAGAGACGUUCGAUGGAGAGGUACGAUUUCAAGAGGCCGAGAGAGAGCAAAACCGUUUUUAAAAACCCCUGGGAGAAGCCCUACGCACUGCUGGUGGCCAUAAGCGCUCGCCAAGUCGGCACUUUUGACGAACACUUCCCCAAUCGCAAGUUAUGGCGGAGGAAGGAACCUUCGGGAGCCGUGCCAGAGAGCAAAGCUGCGACACCUGAUCUAGAGCCACAGUUAUCCGAGAAGGAAAACGAGAACGUCUCGAAAGUUCGUGGGAGUUUGGAUGGUGGCGACAUGCCGCCCCGUCUCACAGAUCGAAUGUACUUUGUUCUUGACGUGGAGAUGGUACUCAACUUCGAGGAACCAAUGGACACUCGCAAAAAGUAUCUGGAGGAGCUCAGCAAAUUGGUCCUGCCCGGCACAGCUGGCAGCAUGCUUUACAUUCCGCAUAUCGUGAUAGAAGAGAUCGACAAUUUUAACAUGGAUCAAAUGUUGUACGCAACGAAGGUGCUCACAGCCGAGCGUGCACUUCAAUAUUUGAACAAAAAGCUUGAUAGCAGCUUCGAGAUCCAGGCCCAAUCGGAGGCGGAGGAGCAGGAUCAUCUCUUCCCAGUGUGCGGCCCUGAGGAUAGCAUCGUCAACAGCUGCCUGCAGCUCCAAGAGGAAGUGCCCAAUAUGAUGCUGAUCACCUAUAGUGCCAGUCUCCGCCGUGCGGCCAAAUCGAUGGGCAUUCACGUCUCAAGCUACCCAGCCCUGAGGGAACAAUAUCCUGAAGCGUUUGCCGCACUGGAAGAGAAACGCGAGCCCUUGCAGGAGCUGCAGGUGGUUGAGGAAAGAUCCCUAUACUAA
Messenger RNA from Drosophila subobscura, 918 nucleotides. RefSeq lists its product as uncharacterized. The record is from RefSeq and is a predicted model, not a curated record. The transcript is spliced from 2 exons. Bases 43 to 918 code for a protein of 291 amino acids. Lineage: Eukaryota; Metazoa; Arthropoda; Insecta; Diptera; Drosophilidae.